Molecule: messenger RNA, 886 nt
Organism: Schistocerca gregaria
Lineage: Eukaryota; Metazoa; Arthropoda; Insecta; Orthoptera; Acrididae
Exons: 4
Coding region: 17-745 (242 amino acids)
Biological process (GO): pseudouridine synthesis
Molecular function (GO): RNA binding; pseudouridine synthase activity
Source: RefSeq, a predicted model, not a curated record
UUCAACGUCAAAAAACAUGGUGGCGAGCGCGUGUCGACUAGACAAAAUUUUAUCCAACCUCGGUCUGACGACGAGGUCCAAAUGCAUGGAUUAUAUUAUCCGAAACAACGUUCGAGUGGAGGGAAAGAUGGCCAGGCCUAAGGACCACGUCGAUCCCCACCUUGUUACUUCGAAUGGCGAACCGCUGCCCUACCUUGAGCACCUGAACAUCUUGCUUAACAAGCCCCGUGGAUACGUUUGUUCCAGGGCGCGAGAACACGAAAACAAAAUCGUUUACGAUUUGCUCCCCUCUUCCUUUUUGCACAGACGUCCCCCUCUGGUUCCAGCCGGAAGGCUGGAUAAAUGGGCGUCUGGAGCCCUCGUGCUCAGCCAAGACGGCGACCUCAUUCAAAGGCUGACUUCACCCAGCAAGAAAUCCGGCGCACUGGGCAAAGUCUACCAUAUUCUGCUCCAAAGGCCUCUAACCGGUGAAGAGAGUAAGAUUUUCGAGUCAGGGGAACUAAUACUAAGGUCCGAACAAAAGCCCUGCAAACCGGCUAUAUUGGAGCAAUUGGACGACUCUGGACACCUAAUACGAGUCACUCUAUACGAAGGCAGAUACCACCAACUACGAAGGAUGUUGGCUGCUAUUGGAAACAAAACGGUCACCAUCGAGAGAAAGCAAAUUGGACCCAUCGUUUUAGGCGAUCUUCCGAUAGGGUGUUGGCGAGAAAUUACAGAUGCAGAAGUUGAAAUGAUACGCUAGAAACUGCCAAUUUGCAAGGUCCAGGACUUGUAGUGUUUGGGACAACAUUGCAAACCGAUUUUGUCGGCGCUCUCUUUGUGUGUGGUGAAGACUCACAGGCAAAAUUUUUUCAAGACGCUACCUCCUUUUGGACGCGGCAUC